AUGGGCCUCGAACCAGGUAGCUAUGAAGGAGGAUGGACACUGGUCUUGUGGCACUCCACCCAAUCAGCUGAGGAUCUUCAGUUAUCCCUGUCAUCCUACACUGAGGGCUAUGGCCAGCCAAAUAUUAACGGCCCAAAUUCAUAUUUUAUUGGACUCGAGAACCUGGUAGCUCUCAACUGGGACAAAAAUUCAACACGACAUCUUGUAAUGAAGAUACUGAUGGUGGACGUGAACGAUAAUACAUUGUACGCUACUUACGGCUACAUACUGAUCAACAGAACCGACACCAAAUACACACUCAACAGAGUUGGCAAGUGCCAGGGCAAUUCAGUUUUGGCUCCUCUAGACAACUAG
Molecule: messenger RNA, 354 nt
Organism: Cherax quadricarinatus
Lineage: Eukaryota; Metazoa; Arthropoda; Malacostraca; Decapoda; Parastacidae
Source: RefSeq, a predicted model, not a curated record